GUGAACCCAGAGCCCUCCCUGUGACCACCAUGGAGCUUAACACCCUCAGCUCCAAGUUAAAUGCUGCCUUGAGGAACGGGGAUAAAGAAGCUGUGCUGGAGCUGCUGGAGCAAGGGGCAGAUGUGAAUUCCAAGGCAGGCAGUGGCUGGACACCCCUGCAGACUGCAGUGCAAAACGAGCAGAAGGACCUGGUCCAGCUUCUGCUGGACAGGGGAGCUUCUCUGCACGCCAGGAAGGACAAUGGUGGCACUGCAUUUAUUCAGGCAGGGAUAGCAGGAAACGUGGAGAUCCUGGAGCUCCUCCUGGAGCGUGGCUCGGACAUUAACGACCAGGACAUCAAUGGCUUCACAGCUUUCAUGGAGGCUGCGUGGCACGGGAGGGAGGAAGCCUUGAGGUUCCUGUACAGCAGAGGAGCAGAGGUGAAUUUGAGGAGGAAGACCAGCGAGGACAAAGCCAAGCUGCUCAAGGGAGGCGGCACGGCGCUGAUGGAUGCCUGCAGGGAGCGCCACCUCUCGCUUGUGAAAAUCCUGGUGCAGGAGAUGGGGGCUGAUGUGAACAUCCGUGACAACAAAGACAGGAAUGCCUUGAUCCACGCCCUGAAGAAGGGCUCGAGCAAAAAGAGGUACAACUCAGCUGUGUCCAUAGUUCACUUCCUGCUGGAGCAGGGCGUGGAUAUGAAGAGCAAAGAUGAAUGUGGGAAAACUGCCCUCAUCCUGGCUGUUGAAAUGGAGAGCCCAGAGCUGGUGACAGCUUUGCUGGAGAAGGGUGAGAUAGACAUUGAUGAUGCAGAUGAGGAGGGCAACACAGCCCUGAUGGUGGCUGUGAAGAACGAUGAUUGCAACAUAGCAGAGUUGCUGUGUGAAAAGGGAGCGAGGACUGAUAUUGGGAACCUGAUUGAAGUUGCAAUGAGACAUUAUUAUCACAGCAUGGAAAAACUCCUUCGUGAGCACAAUGCCAGGUUUGUUCCAGAAACCCCCAGAGAGUGGGAGCCAAACAGCAAACGCUGGAGGGCCCAGCUGAAAAAUCUCCAUCAAAUAUAUCGCCCCAUGAUUGGCAAACUGAAGACAUUUCCAUACAUCCAGCAGAAAAUUCAGGAUGACAUCUACCUCGGGCUCCACGGAGGGACAGAGGUAGCAGUGAGAAUAACCCGCAGUGCAGAAGGUAACAAAGAGAAAGAGUUCUUUGAGAAGUGCUCUCACUGCAAUCAUCUGCUGAAGCUCUUCCAGUCUGAGAAGGAAAAAGGCUACAUGUACUUCUGCUUCCCACUCUGGGAGAAAAACCUCCAGGAACACCUGCAGGACCCUGAAGGCCAAAAGGAUUACAAAGCUGCUCUGAAGAUGAUCUUCCAGGCACUGAGAGAGCUGCACUCCCUCGGAUUUGUUCACCAGGAUCUACAGCCUGAGAACUUUGUAAUAGAUUUAGGUGGCAAAAUUUACUUGGCGGACUUUGGCAAUAAAAGAAAGUCGAUUGAAGGCCAAGAAGAACUUGUGAAGUCAGAUUUAGAGGCCCUGGGCAGGCUCGUGCUCUGUGUUUUAACAGGGGGUAGAAAACAAGUUGGAAUGGAGGAUUUGGCUCCCAAUUCCCCAGAUCGCUCAGAAGCUCUGGACCUUGUACAAAGCCUGUGCUCUCAUGAUGAACGAGGCUUGGAAGGGUUGAGCAAACAUCCCUAUUUCUGGAGCAAUCAGAGCUUCUCAUCCCACAGCAGAUUCAACUUCCUGAAGACUAUAUGGAAUAAUAUCAAAGACCUCCCAAAUAAAAAAAGUAUUUUUCAACAUCCUAAUGUCACUAAGAAAACUUUUCCUUAUCCAGAGUGGACCAAAAUGAUUGACAAAGAUAUUUUACAUGUCAUGGAAAACCCUAGGAAUGCAAAACGUACCAAAUACAGCAAUGAUGUCAUCCAGCUCCUGAGGCUCAUGAGAAACAUGGAUGAACACAAAGAUGCAGGGAUCAGCAACAAAAUAGGAGACUAUGCUGAGUAUUUCCUGAAGGUUUUUCCAAAACUGACCAUCUAUGUGUACAACAGUCUACGCCAGAACCCCACCUGCAGUCACCUUGCAGACUUCCAGGACCCUCCUCUCUAGGAUGUCACUGCCUCCUGUCCCAUGUCUGAUCCCACCAUCACUCCUUUUAUUUCUUAUUUAUUCACCUGCAAAAGAGCUGAAGAUGUGGGUAAGGAGAUGGGAUAAAGCACAUGCAGGGACAGAUUAUGGAGGACUUAAAUUAGGAAAGAUUCCAAAGAGUUUGGUGUAACAACCACGAGCUUUGGAUGCUCUGAUUUGCACUGUGAUUAUAUGUUGCUUAUGGAAAUGUUUUUCAGCUGUGAAAAGGUUGGUUUGUGUGUUGUUUUUUUAAUUUUUCCCCAAACUGGGAUUGUAAUUCUUUCAAUGACCCCAUGGAGAAACAAACUUGAAAUAAACUUGACUGGAAAACUGA
Messenger RNA from Oenanthe melanoleuca, 2433 nucleotides. RefSeq names its product ribonuclease L (gene RNASEL). NCBI's taxonomy places the organism in Eukaryota, Metazoa, Chordata, Aves, Passeriformes, Muscicapidae. Gene Ontology annotation, biological process: protein phosphorylation; mRNA processing. The record is from RefSeq and is a predicted model, not a curated record. The coding region runs from base 30 to 2081 and encodes 683 amino acids. Gene Ontology annotation, molecular function: RNA nuclease activity; RNA binding; protein kinase activity. The transcript is spliced from 6 exons.